CCCGACCUGAGCCUUCACAACAAUCACAUGGCCAAGGUGCUGAGCCUGGACAUGUACAAGAAGUUGAGGGAUAAACAGACUGCCAGUGGAUUUACCCUGGAUGAUGUCAUCCAGACUGGGGUUGACAACCCAGCAAUAUCAAAAUGGCCCAACUAAAUAAUCAGAGACUGUCUCCCGAGGAGGAGUACCCGGACCUGAGCACCCACAACAACCACAUGGCCAAAGUUCUAACCCUGGAUUUGUACAAGAAACUGAGAGACAGAGUCACGCCCAGUGGCUUCACCCUGGAUGAUGUCAUUCAGACUGGGGUUGAUAAUCCUGGCCAUCCCUUCAUAAUGACAGUAGGAUGCGUAGCUGGUGAUGAAGAAUGCUAUGACGUGUUUAAGGAACUCUUUGAUCCAGUUAUUGAAGACAGACAUGGUGGCUACAAACCAACCGAUCAGCACAAGACUGACCUGAACCCUGAUAACCUGCAGGGAGGUGAUGACCUGGAUCCCAGUUACGUGCUAAGUUCCCGUGUCAGAACUGGUAGAAGCAUCCGUGGAUUCUGUCUUCCUCCGCACUGUAGUCGAGGAGAGAGGCGAGCUAUCGAAAAGCUCUCUGUUGAAGCUCUCGGUAGUCUAGAAGGAGAUCUCAAGGGGAAGUACUAUGCGCUGAGGAAUAUGACUGAUGCAGAGCAGCAGCAGCUGAUUGAUGAUCACUUCUUGUUUGACAAGCCAGUUUCUCCUCUUCUGUUGGCAUCUGGGAUGGCACGAGACUGGCCUGACGCCAGGGGGAUCUGGCACAAUGAUAACAAGACCUUCCUUGUCUGGAUCAAUGAGGAGGAUCACCUUAGAGUUAUAUCCAUGCAGAAGGGUGGCAACAUGAAGGAAGUAUUCACCCGCUUCUGUACUGGACUAACACAGAUAGAAACUCUCUUUAAGUCCAAGAACUAUGAGUUCAUGUGGAAUCCACAUUUGGGCUACAUCCUGACCUGUCCAUCGAACCUUGGAACAGGGCUUCGUGCUGGUGUGCACAUCAAACUACCAAACCUUGGGAAACAUGAGAAAUUUGGAGAAGUCCUCAAGAAGCUUCGGCUGCAGAAACGAGGCACAGGUGGUGUGGACACAGCUGCUGUUGGAGGAGUGUUCGAUGUCUCCAAUGCUGAUCGUCUUGGCUUCUCUGAGGUGGAGCUGGUGCAGAUGGUGGUGGAUGGUGUGAAGCUGCUCAUUGAAAUGGAAAAACGCCUUGAAAAAGGCCAGUCCAUCGAUGACCUCAUGCCAGCUCAGAAAUAAAGCACUUUGUUCUCAUGUUUCCUAACUUAUUGGAUGAAUAAUAAAAAGUCACUCCAAUUCAACUCCCUGGGCUCAGAGCCCUCUUAGUUACACUGUAGAGAAGUCUUCCAUCCAUCUGUGUUAGAGUUUAUUUUUUUGAUGGUUGAGAUGUUGCUGAAAACAAAAUAAACUAUUGUUUUGGCUUGA
Messenger RNA from Cuculus canorus (common cuckoo), 1460 nucleotides. RefSeq names its product creatine kinase B (gene CKB). The transcript has 8 exons. Gene Ontology annotation, molecular function: creatine kinase activity. NCBI's taxonomy places the organism in Eukaryota, Metazoa, Chordata, Aves, Cuculiformes, Cuculidae. The coding region runs from base 144 to 1274 and encodes 376 amino acids. Gene Ontology annotation, biological process: phosphocreatine biosynthetic process. The record is from RefSeq and is a predicted model, not a curated record.